UGCAAACACAACCUUCAUGUAAUUUGGCUUCAAAUUCAUUUACUAGGACUAUAAUAAGACUUGGAACUAGGACUGGUGCAGUGUCUCAAGUAUAAUAGUCAACUCUGGAGAAACUACACAAAUACAAGAAUAAACUGGUAUUGAUAGGACUUAAUAAAAGAUACUCAGUGAGCUUUCCAAUAUCUGAAUGUUAUUGAAGCUCUCUUAGAAGUCUAACCUGAAUUAGCCUGGUAUCCAGGGUUCAAAAUACCUUCAGGGAAAUCUUAUCACAAACAAGAACUAUCAAGAAUCUCAAUAAGUAGGAUCUCUCCAGGGCAAGGAUAUCAGCUGGUAAAUAACAAUCUGGCAUACCUAUAUUGAUAACUUGGACUCAGCCACCUUCCAUUCUGGACUUAUGGACUAUUAGAAGAAGGGGUGUGAAGACCCUAGAAUGUAUUUGUAAUUGAUAGUAGUUGGUGUUUUGAUAUUUCCAAUCCAGUACUGGGGUUGGAAGAGUAUCAGUUGACUGAGCUAUGGCGGAUAUAAUAUGGAAUAUAACUUUAGCACCGAGUGCAAACAACACGCCUAAUAUGGUAACAAAUAUGACUUCCAAUGCGCCACCUAUUCUUGUGCCAAUAAGUUCUGCACAACGGAUAACAUUCUUUGUGACACUAAUUUUGAUCAUUCUCAUGACAAUAGCGGGGAAUGGCUUAGUGUUUGCAGUAUUUAAUCACAAAAGAAGAUUGCUAACGAUAUCCAAUCGACUUGUCUUAAAUUUAUCAGUGUGUAACUUCUUUAUGGCCAUUUUUGUGAUGCCAUUUGCAUUAGUGUCAACCCUGACUGAAACCUGGACAUUCGGGAAAGGAGUCUGCGAGAUGAUUGGUAUUUUAACGACAUUCCUGUUCGUGGCUUGUAUAUUGACAUUACUAAGUAUCGCAGUUGAUAUGAAUUACGCCAUACAUAAACCUUUGCAUUACACAAUGCAAGUAACAAGACGUAGAGUGAACUGUUUCAUAGCUGGCAUCUGGAUUGUAGCAUUCAUACUUAGUAUACCACCACUUUUAGGAGCCAAUGAAAUAAUGUACCAGAGACACAAGUUCACCUGCACAGUUGCGUGGAGAACACAAAGAUGGCACCACCGAGCCUAUGGGAUUAUAAUUGUGGUAAUCUGUUUCUUACUGCCAUCUAUAAUUAUGUUUUCUGUCUAUAUAAGGAUGUUUAUAUCUGCCAUUAAAAGUGCCGCAUUUGCUCGGCAAAUAACUGGGAAUUCCAGCUUGCGUCAUGAUGACCAUUCAGAAAGUGAGGCUGAUUUACCAAGAGUGCCAAAAUUACGAAGACGUAGUAGUACUGGGAGUUGGAAUGUUAUAUUUCAUCGCGAUAACAACAAAGCCGCAAAAACAGGAUUUAUCGUCCUUUCUGCAUUUUUUCUGUCGUGGUGCCCUUAUUUCAUCGUAGUUGCUUGCGAAUCAAUACUUCCCUUCAAUCAGUACAUUCCUCCACCAAUAGAGGGCAUUGUCAUCUGGAUCGCAUUUGCAGGAUGUGCCCUGAAUCCAAUAGUGUAUGCAUUCCGGAAUAAAACUAUCAGAGUGGAUAUUAAAAAAAUGAUUCAGCAUUGGUUUUGUAAAAAAGAAGAGCCGGAUCUCCCGCCAAGAAGUCGUAAAGGAUCACGUGACUUCUUUCGUCGCGAUUCAAGGACGUCAAUGUUUGAUGCCGAGCGUUCAAAUGUAACAAUUGCUACAUAUUUAUCUCAGCAUAGACCCUCACUUCUGGUAAAUGGAGCCCCAGAAGUAAACCAAAAUGGCUCGCAAUCACAGAGCGAUGUUCGAGAUGAUGAAAAUCGUGUUAAUAUCCAUGAUGGAGAAUCUCGGAAGCACCAUCGAGAUCUAAGACGAUAUGAUUCAAAAAAAUAUAGGGGAGCAAGUGGACAGCAUGGUCAUCGGACUGAUUCCCCGAGGAACUCAAAGUUUCUGGAAUCCUCUGACCAUGCCACAUCCCAAGGGCCCAUUCAAUUCCAUAUAGGCGAAUCUCAACGAUUUUAUGAUGCAUUAUCUCCCAGAGAUAUAAUUGGUCGAAAUACUGAGUUGUCAAGUAUUGCAUCUCAGUCAGAUUCUUCACAGUGUACAUCAUUACCAAGUAUUGAAGUCAACUGAUGUAUAUUUUAAAAGUCAAUUCAUGGUUAUUGAAGUCAAUUCAUGUUUAUUGAAGUCAAUUCAUGUUUAUUAAAAUAUAUUCAUGGUUAUUAAAAUCAAUUCAUGUUUACUGGUGUCAAUUCAUAUUUAUUGAAGUCAAUUCAUGGUUAUUGAAGUCAAUUCAUGUUUAUUGAAGUCAAUUCAUGUUUACUGAUGUCAAUUCAUGUUUAUUGAAGUCAAUUCAUGUUUAUUGAAGUCAGUUUAUCUUUACUGAUGUCAAUUCAUAUUUAUUGAAG
Molecule: messenger RNA, 2404 nt
Organism: Owenia fusiformis
Lineage: Eukaryota; Metazoa; Annelida; Polychaeta; Sabellida; Oweniidae
Source: the annotation of a GenBank genome assembly